AUGGCAGAGGAAGCUUGCAGAGUGAGGAGGAUAAAGCUUGGGAGCCAAGGCCUUGAGGUUUUGGCUCAGGGACUCGGCUGCAUGGGUCUCUCCGCCUUCUACGCUGCUCCAACACCUGAGACUAACGCCGUUGCUCUCCUCCGUCACGCUAUUAACGCCGGUGUCACAUUCCUUGAUACCUCUGACAUCUACGGGACCGAGACAAACGAGCUGCUCCUGGGAAAGGCUUUGAAAGAUGGGUUGAGGGAGAAAGUGGAGUUAGCAACAAAAUUUGGGAUCACUACUUCUGAAGAUGGGAAAUUUGGUUUCAGGGGUGAUCCAGAGUAUGUGAGGUUUGCUUGUGAAGCAAGUUUGAAGCGUCUUGGGGUUGCCUCUAUUGAUCUUUAUUACCAUCAUCGAAUUGAUACAACUCUUCCCAUCGAAGUCACGAUUGGAGCACUGAAGAAGCUAGUCGAAGAAGGUAAGAUAAAGUAUAUUGGUUUGUAUGAAGCUUCAGCUUCAACUAUCAGAAGAGCGCAUGCUGUUCAUCCGCUAACCGCUGUGCAGAUAGAAUGGUCUUUAUGGUCAAGAGACGUGGAAAAUGAUAUCAUUCCUACAUGCAGGGAACUAGGGAUUGGAAUUGUAGCUUAUAGACCUCUGGGAAGAGGCUUCUUUGCAUCCGGACCCAAGCUUGUUGAGAAUUUGGACAAGGAUGACUAUCGAAAGGCAAGUACUUGA
This is a messenger RNA of Camelina sativa (false flax), 717 nucleotides long. Its product is annotated as putative aldo-keto reductase 6. Gene Ontology annotation, cellular component: cytoplasm. The record is from RefSeq and is a predicted model, not a curated record. NCBI's taxonomy places the organism in Eukaryota, Viridiplantae, Streptophyta, Magnoliopsida, Brassicales, Brassicaceae.